Molecule: messenger RNA, 1065 nt
Organism: Tarenaya hassleriana
Lineage: Eukaryota; Viridiplantae; Streptophyta; Magnoliopsida; Brassicales; Cleomaceae
Product: L-type lectin-domain containing receptor kinase VIII.1-like
Exons: 1
Coding region: 1-1065 (354 amino acids)
Molecular function (GO): carbohydrate binding
Source: RefSeq, a predicted model, not a curated record
AUGGCGGAUCUCUCUCUCUCCAGGUACUUCGCCAUAACGGCAAUUUCUUUCAUUGCAUUCUUCUCUGGAAUCUCUCUUUCGGACGAAUCUCCCCUUUUCUCCUUCCAAAGUUUCGGCAAAGAUGUGAGCUUCGAGUCCGACAUUGCUAUGUACGGCGAUGCCAAGGUCGUCGAUGGCGAUUCUUCGAUUCAGCUGACUAACUCGGUGAGUUACAGUAGUGGGCGAGUCGUGUAUAAGAAUCCCAUUAAGCUUGUCGAGAAUGAUCCCGAGCAUCCAUUCCCGGCUUCGUUUUCCACGUUUUUCUCGUUGUCGAUGUCUCCUGGCCAUGGAAGUUGUCUUGGAUUUGCUGUGUUUCCUGCUCUGUCUGGUAAUAAUGGCACGAUUAGGUCUUCCCUGUUCGAAGUUGAAUUCGAUACUUCCGCUAAUGUCUCCAAAUACGGAGACUCGAACGAGAAUCACGUCGCUGUGCUCGUCGAUGGCUCGGUCAUGGAAAAGAUUAGCAACUUCACUUCUGCUGAUUUGGUCAUGAACAGUGAGGAGAAGCUGUAUGCUUGGAUUGAUUACCAAUCUGAUUCUAAAAGAUUAGAGGUUCGAUUCCGCAAUUCAGGAGAUGCCAAACCGAUCGAGACUCUGAUAUCUUACUGGAUCGAUUUCUCAGCGAUGGUGAAGGAUAAUGAGUUCAUGGUGGGAGUUUACUCAUACAACCAGAACUCUACCCAGACAUACAAUCUCCAUUCUUGGAGCUUGGAAGUAAGGCGAUUUCCGAGAUGGGUGCACUCGUAUGCUCUUGUUGAUCCAAAAAGCAACAAACCCACAUCGGAUAAGAAGAGGAAAGACAUGGCCCUGCAGAUUCUGACUUGCUUCAUUACAACAUUUGGUUCCAUGGCUUUCCUGUCCUUUGCAUUGGUGUAUCUCUGUAGAUUCUUCCGUAGGGACAACCUCGCUAUGGUUGUGCCUGAGGAAUGUGGGCUUAAAGCCAAGGAUUUCGAGUACAAGAAGAUGGAGAAAGCGGGAGGAGUGGCGGUCAGUAAAGCUGAAUCACAAGAGCCGAAACGAGUUGUGUGA